This is a messenger RNA of Carassius carassius (crucian carp), 3315 nucleotides long. RefSeq names its product receptor-type tyrosine-protein phosphatase eta-like. Gene Ontology annotation, molecular function: protein binding. The record is from RefSeq and is a predicted model, not a curated record. The coding region runs from base 135 to 2498 and encodes 787 amino acids. The transcript has 11 exons. NCBI's taxonomy places the organism in Eukaryota, Metazoa, Chordata, Actinopteri, Cypriniformes, Cyprinidae.
AUAAGUUGUUGUUAGAGGUCAGACUGUAGAGCUCAGGAUCAGAUCAGGAGCAUCCGUGGACAGGAGAGUAUUGUGUGCAUUCUCGACUGGACCUAAGAUCGACAACCAGCGAAUCAACAAGCAGCAGAUGUGAGAUGCAUACACUGUGGCUGCCGCUUCUCCUGAGCUCAGUCAUUUGGGCAGAGGAGCAGUACUUUCCUCAGUCAUACAAUGCAACAUGGGAUGAGGGCAGACUUCACUGUCAAUCCUGUUUCAAAGAACUGACGACCAUCACCAGCAGAAACGUCCACCUCAUUGUCCAGGACCCCUCUUUUGACUGCUGGGUUGGACUACGCAAGAGUUACAAUGGCUCCUUCCCAUGGGCCGCAUGGUCCAAUGGGGAUCCUGUUAGAUAUCAGAAUUGGUACCCUGGUCAUCCUGUUCCAAAUAAAGAAAAGAAACUAAUUCCUAUAUGUUCUUCAACUCCACAAAGUCCACUGAGCACCCUAAUAACUACCCAAAAAUCUACCCCAAUGACCUCAACACAAACCUCCACAAUCACUUCUGCUUCGUUAUCUUCGGUAUCUGCUUCGGUAUUUCAAACAAACAAAGAAAACGAUACAUGCCCCAUACUUUACAAAUUGCUUUUUUGCUUAAAUAUGUCAUGUGAUGAUCUUGAAAGUUCCAUGACUAUAUGCAAUAGAACACCAACUGCUACCCCUGAGACUACAACAUACAGCACCACCCCUGAAGUCACAACAUUAAGCACCACCUUUAAUGCUGCAACAAAUGGCACCACAACCGAGAGCAGCACCACCAGCAACUGCGUCUUUGAACCAGAGCCAGAUGCUGAAGAAUACAUUGAGGAUGCUUGUGUGGUCCUGCUCAGCUUUGGGAUGUGGAAGGAAGAAGACUGUAACAGAAAACUACCUUUCAUCUGUUAUGAAGAGCGCUUUUUUGGCCAGAUAAACAUUUCCAGCGUGACCACAAGCACAGGCAAUGUGAGCUGGUCUGAGGGACCCGGUGCUAAGAACAUCAGUCACUACAGAGUGGAGGUCACUGGGGACAAAAACCAGACAUUUAACCAGAAAAAUCUCUUUCAAUACAUAGAGACUCUGACAGCAGGAACUCUGUACAAAGUUCAGGUGUUUCCUGUGAAAUGUGACAGGGAUCUCAAUCCGCAGAAUAUCUCCUUCUACACUUUGCCCUCUGAUGUGCAAAAUCUGAUUGUGGUGAGUGUGACAGAUGUUAGCGCCAACCUCAACUGGAGUAAACCAGAUGGAAACCAUGACUUCUACUCAGUAGCAUUCAUAAAUGCAUCGAAAGGUGAAGAACACAAGUGUGAUAAUGAAGAGUGCACUAUUACGGAUCUUAUUCCAGGAACCGAGUAUGAAUUUACAGUUAAAGCUGUAGUGAAUAAGACGAUUGAAGGUGUGCCGAGCAAGGUUUCUGAUUACACCAAGCCUUCAACUGUCAGGAAGCUAAGAUCAGCAGACAAUGACAGUACAGUCAUAAUGGCCUUUUGGGAUCCUCCUACUGGCAGUCAUUCAGGUUACCGCUAUUGUCUUAAAGAAGUCAAUAACAGCCUCGAGUGUACUUACUGCAACAUCACAUCAGACAUCAGCAAUACAGCAAACAACAACAUCACAAACAGCAGUGAUACAACAACUGUCAGUAUUACAGACUGCAAAACAGUGGAUGGAACAGAAACAUCUAUCAAAGAGAGUAAUAAAUCAGACGGCAGCAUGUUUUGUCUGUGUGUGGCAGCACUAACAAAGAGCAACAAUCUGUCAGGAGAAAUGGUCACAAUCUUAGCAUACACACGCCCAAAAUCUGUGGACCUCACUUUAAUACCUUCCCUUAAAGAUAUGAAAGCCACCUGGGAAAUAGAUGGGAAUUAUGAAAAAUUUGAAGUAACAAUUACAAGUGCUGAUGCAAAGGAUAUUCAUUCAUAUAAUACUACAGACAAGUUUUACACUUUCAGGAAUCUGAAGGCAGGAGUGUUUUACACUGUUUCAGUUGUCACUCUUAAUGGUGACCUUAGAAGUGCUGCUGUUAAUAAAUCAGAUUACACCCGGCCUGCUAAACCUACCUGGGUAAAGGCCUCCGCUAACAAAAAUAACAUACAGCUAAGCUGGGGAGCUCCAUCUGAGUCUGGUGGUGCCUUGAUUCAAUAUAUAGUGAAAUAUAACACUUCAUUCUGGGAUGAAACUAAUGAAACGGCUACAACUGAGACAAAUAUCACCAUUUCUAAUUUAAGACCAGGAACAAAAUAUAUGUUUAAUGUCAUGGUCUUGGCUGGAAAUCUGAGUGAUCCAGCCACUACUACUACAAACACAGAGCCUGAGAAGAGGACACUGGUCCUCACGAUGUUGUGUUCCUCUCAAACCACACUUCAUUGUGACGAAACUAUAACUCGGAAUGAACUGUUUGAAAAGCUGAAAACAUUUUUUUAUGACGAGUUUGAAGACUUGGUCCACUGGGAGCUUAAAGCAAAGACCAGCAAAGACAUCCUUUGAAUCUCUGACGAGGCCUUCAAUCAAGAAAAAAAUCACAUACUGAAAUUUUGUGUGAUUUCAUGCCUGGUGAAUUCAGGAAUUUAUUUUCUUCCAUUUCCAUUAAUGCAUCUUACAAAAGAGGAACAAAAGCAAUUUGUCAAAGAGCCAACAAUACAUGUUAUAUACAAUUUUAUUAGCUUAGAUUUGGAAACAAGUGAGAGAAGAGGAAACAUUUAGAGAAGAAAUAGAAGUUUAUGGUAAACCCUUGAUUACGGGAACCAAAUGUCCUCACAGGGAUAGCAAAACCUGAUAUUUUUGACCUUGUGGGGACAUUUUUUGGACCCCAUUAGAAACACUUAUAAGUCAUCCUAAAGUUUUUUGUUGUUGUUGUUUUUCUGUGUGAGUUAUGGGCUGAGGGUAUAGAAUAUACAGUUAAUUUACAGUAUAAAAACCAUUAUGUUUUUGGAAAGUGCAUUGGUUUAAGAGAUUGUUAAGUGCUUGUUUUUAGCUUCUUGGAGGGUUUUAUUUUGAUUCUCACUCAUUUUUAAAUCUCUAUGGUAUUUUUUUAUUCUUACAAAUUGUGUUUUGACAUUUACUGUAAAUUGAGUGGUGUGAUGAUAUUUGCUAUAGUUGUGGGAGCUAUAAUUUAUCUACAAAACUGUAACAUGAAUAACUUUUUCUUAAAAACAUUUGUUAUAGCUUCAUGUGAAUUCCAGUUUUAAUUUUCAUGAUGAAUUACUGCAGUUUAUUUUGAGGAUUGGUUUCAUUAUAAAUAAAGAUAUUACACAUGGGUUUGUUUGCUUUAUUUCACUACUUUACUGUGAUGUUCAUUUAUACA